AUGGCUGCCCCACUGUCCAAGACGAUUGGCGACUUCAACGGCAAAUGGGUCAUGAACAAGUCCGAGUCUACCUCUGUCGAGCCGGGCCUCAUUCUGCAAAACAUCGGGUGGGUGACGCGCAAGAUAGUGGCGGCGUCGACCAUCACGCUAUCGGUGAACCAGUACACAGGCCCUCCGUCGCCGCCAGCGGAGCCGACCGAGGCCGCGGUGACGCACAUCGAGAUCGAGCAGACGGGCACGGCGGGGCUCAAGGGCUCGACGGAAAAGCGGUGCCUCGACUUCACGUUCCGCGAGCAUACGGACUGGCUGUUCGGCACCGUGCGCGGGCAGUCCAAGUGGAUCGCCUUACCCAACAUCGACGACGCCUUCCUCGCCGAGGGCUGGCUCGAGGGUGAUGAGGAGAAGACGGGCCCCGGCGGUGAGUCGCACGUGCUCAGCCACGUCGAGAGUGUCGACAACGGCUGGACCGCCACCCAGAUUUGGGGUUUUAAGCUCGUCGAGGGCGUCCGGAAAUACGCCCGCAACAUUGUUGUUGCCAAGGGCACCGAGCGCGCCGAGCUCAAGCUCGUCUACGACUACUUUGAGUAG
Molecule: messenger RNA, 588 nt
Organism: Lasiosphaeria miniovina
Lineage: Eukaryota; Fungi; Ascomycota; Sordariomycetes; Sordariales; Lasiosphaeriaceae
Exons: 2
Coding region: 1-588 (195 amino acids)
Source: RefSeq, a predicted model, not a curated record